Molecule: messenger RNA, 1911 nt
Organism: Tripterygium wilfordii
Lineage: Eukaryota; Viridiplantae; Streptophyta; Magnoliopsida; Celastrales; Celastraceae
Product: guanylate kinase 2
Exons: 11
Coding region: 319-1521 (400 amino acids)
Biological process (GO): purine nucleotide metabolic process
Cellular component (GO): cytosol
Molecular function (GO): GMP kinase activity
Source: RefSeq, a predicted model, not a curated record
GCGACCUAAAGCAGAACCCACCGCCCCUUCUCUCUCUCCUCUUCUUCUCUCUGGGGCCUCUUCUUACAAAUAGAGACAAUGGUUCUCGAAAUCUACUGCGACUCAUUCUUCUCAUUUUCUUCCGACUUUUUUCUCCCUAACCGUGUUUUGAUUUGACAAACAGCUUAGAAUUUAAGAACUCCAAAAAAGAGAAGAAAACCCAACUCAAAACUGAUCCUCAUCCUGCAAAUUUAACAGCGAAGGAGCCUCUUUUUACAGCUUUCUGAAUCUUCUACGUAUACAAAGGCUGAAUCUUGUAUUUGGAGGCAUAGAUUCUCCAUGGGAGAGGCCCCAGCAUUCUUUGUUGAUGAUCUGCAGAACGGUUGUGGUUUGACAUCUAAUUGCUGCCAGACUGCUACUGUUAUUGGCUCUAAAAGGUAUUUGAUUGGCAAGACAGAUGGUGAAUCGACAAUCUCUAUUGAUGUUAGAAUUUUUGAUGAAUAUCAAGGAGAGUGGGUGAUUCCUGCUGUGCUUGGAACAAAACCUGAGCCAUGUAAAGGCCUUUCGGCAGUACCUUUAAAUGGUGAUCGAAUAUUGAUUAUCAGGAAGGGUUCUUUGCCAGCUGACAGUAUUUGGUUCCUUGAGGUGGACUCCAAGUAUGUUAGGGAUCAGAAGAAAGUGUUGGGAACUGAGGUGGUUGCCUGGAGUAAGGGUGUGAUUGGUGUCUCUGAGAAGCCAAUUGUGAUUAGUGGUCCUUCUGGAGUAGGUAAGGGGACACUAAUAUCCAUGCUUAUGAAGGAAUUCCCAUCCAUGUUUGGGUUUUCGGUUAGUCACACAACUCGCGCACCAAGGAGCAUGGAGCAGAAUGGGGUCCAUUAUCAUUUCACUGAACGAAGUGUUAUGGAGAAAGAUAUCAAGGAUGGGAAGUUCCUUGAGUAUGCUUCAGUUCAUGGAAAUCUCUAUGGUACCAGUAUUGAAGCUGUUGAGGCCGUGGCUGAUGCAGGAAAGAGAUGCAUUCUUGAUAUUGAUGUUCAAGGGGCAAGGUCUGUGAGGGCAAGCUCUCUUGAUGCUACAUUCAUCUUUAUCUGUCCACCUUCGAUGGAGGAGCUUGAGAAGCGCCUUCGCUCAAGGGGCACCGAAGCAGAGGAACAGGUCCUAAAACGACUCCGAAAUGCUGAAGCAGAGAUUGAACAAGGAAAAUCCUCAUGCAUCUUUGAUCAUAUCUUAUAUAAUGACAACCUUGAUGAGUGUUACAAGAAUCUCAAGAAACUUUUGGGAUUGGAUGGAACUACAGCUCCUUCCCAUCAACAAUGCAAGGCUUCUCUCAAAUCCAAUGGGGUCGAUCUGCAGUCGGACCAUACAGUAUCGAAAGCUGAUAACAAGAUUCUGAUAACUUCUGGGAUACCAGGCAGCGAAAAUGCAUCAAAGAACUUGAUUAUUUCCUCGCUCAAAGGAGGUGCGCCUGGACGGACAAGAGGGCUUGAUAUUUUUGCGGUUGAUUCAUCCUCAGAUUGCUUGAAUGAAAUCAUUCAGCUAAGCUAACAACAACUUCUGCACCCAUUAACAAACUGACUUGGAUUGGAAAGUCAGGAAUCUUGUUUAAAUCGUUAAUUGCUUCAGAGAGAGAACAGCAAUUGGGAUCUUUAGAGGUUACUUUUGCAAGAUUUACUUCCCACCAUUCCUCAAAUCAUUAUUUUCUUGUUUUGGAACAGCAAUCACUUUAAAAUUUGUGGCUUUGAACAACUACUAUUCCAGAUGCAAUGAGAUAUGAUUUAUGAUUCUUGCGGCGGAUGAUGAAAAGUACUUGAAAUUCUGACUAUGAUGUUUCAUAUAAUGUCUAUUGUGGAUUGUGUGAUAUGAUGCAAUCAGAUAAAGAGGCCCCAAUUGAGGUUGUGAAUUGUUGUGAGAGACCAUCAAAACUGUCCUUUUGCA